Naegleria fowleri is the source of this 771-nucleotide messenger RNA. RefSeq lists its product as uncharacterized. NCBI's taxonomy places the organism in Eukaryota, Heterolobosea, Eutetramitea, Acrasida, Naegleriidae. Bases 1 to 771 code for a protein of 256 amino acids. The transcript has a single exon. The record is from RefSeq and is a predicted model, not a curated record.
AUGAGUAAAUCGUAUCCUCCACAAAGUUCUCACAUUCCACCUGAUCCCAAUAUGGAGAGGCCAAUACUCAAUUGGAGAGGUCUCUUUGAUAGAACCAAAAGACAUCCGAGAACAACUGUAACUGAUAGAAAUCUUGCCGAAAGUGAUGAUGGAAAAUUCUCUUUACCGAUUCGGCCGAAUGAAUAUAAAUUGAUGAAACAGAAAUAUUUUAAUGAUUUAUUAAUGAUGAUCAAGAUAAAAAAUUGUUGGGAAUUUAAAGACCAAUUAUUGGAAGUUAUUGAGAAGGAAAAAGAAAAUUAUCCGAAUGAUUUGGUGAAUAUUAAUUUAUUGAAAUCGUAUUUACAGGAAUCGAAAGUGGAUUCUAAUUUUUUGGAUUAUUUCGGAAAGCAUGUCUUGUUAAAACAACCCGAACAACAAGUUUUGCACGAAAACAUCCUUGAGGAACCAGUGGAAGGGAAAGCUCAAUCAAUGAUUGUUGGAGAAGACUUUUCACAAUAUGAUAAUCACAAAAUUUAUUCCCUUUAUGCCAAAUAUCAUAAUUGCAUGCAAUAUACUUUUCUGAAAAUCAUCACAAUAGAAUCAGUGUUGAAUUGUAAAAGACCACUCGCAGAGUAUCGAGCUCUUCCUCUACAUUUUAUACAGUUUGAGAAAAAAACAGAACGAUAUUGGAAAAAGUAUGAACGGUGUGUUUUGAAAAGUGCCGCUCGAAAUGCAUAUUAUACUGAAAAAUAUCGCCAAGCUCACAAGGACCAAAUCAGUAGUGACAUGUAA